UCAAAAUCUGUAACACUAAUCUGCUGCUGCAAAAUGCAUACAGCGGAUUCAGAAGUAGAAGCAUUAAUUUUGAGAGAAACUGUACACAUUAAAGGCAAAGAAUGUGUCUUAACUUUGACUUUAAAAGAAUUGAUUUUAUCUAAUGAAUCUUCAGCCACUACUUUCAAAUGGCCAGACGUAUUAAGUAUACAACCAUCUCAGAAAUCUUUGGAAACUGGAUGCUAUGUAUUGCAAUAUAUUCACCAUGAAGCAAAUAAUGCCCUAUGUUUAAAAACAUUACUGAUAAAAGGAAAUUCAGAGCAGUGUGUUUGUUUAAUAAAUCAGUAUAUUGCAGAUUCUGGACGACCUAAAAAACUGUUUGUUGUCAUCAACCCAAUAGGGGGCGCUGGUAAAGGUCUGCAGAUAUAUCAUGAAGAGGCUGAACCUUUAUUUAAACUUGCAGGCAUUGAUACUUCAAUUGUGGUGACAGAGAGAUCUAAACAUGCAUUGCAGAUUGGAGAGAGUACAGAUUUAUCACAAUAUGAUGGUAUCGUGGUUGUUGGUGGAGAUGGUUUGUAUCAAGAGCUGCUUCAAGGAAUAACUUUACAAGUACAAAAGAAAUCUGGAAUAAAUUAUGACAGUCCUGAUACAGACUUAGUAAAACUUAAUGUGCCUCCGAUAGGAAUUAUUCCUGCAGGUACUGGUAAUGCUGCAGUAAGAUAUUAUAAUGGAGGUAUUUUUGAUGUAAGAACUGCAGUGCUCAAUAUAAUUCGAGGUGAACAGCACAGGGCAUCAGCUUUUGCAAUUUACAGUAACAGCAAAUUGUUUGGUGUGUCUCAUUUCCUUGUGACCUAUGGUUUGUUUGCAGAUGUAAUGAAAAGGACAGAGGAGUUACGAUGGAUGAAAAAGUUCAGAUAUAUUUAUGCUCUUUUGGGACAAUUUAUUUUUAGCAGAAAAAGAUAUUUUGAUGCUGAAAUUUAUUACCGAGCACUUGAUGUAAAUUCCAGCGAAAUGGCAGCAUCAAGUUCUUCAGAUUGGAUCAGCAUGGAGCCAGCUAUACAACACUGCUAUUCCAUCCAUGCAAUGCCUUAUGAGAUUGUGGACACAGGGAAUAAAAAGUAUGUGGAUCCAUUUAGUCAACAUUGUCAACUUUUUGUUGUCACUGGAUGCAGUCAGUUGUCUCUACUAUUAAGUCUUGUAACUCAGGACUUUACACCCAAACCUGGUAUGAAAGUGUUGAACAACAUAAUAGGGUUUAAAAUCAAAGUGGCAAGAGAAAAUUCUGCAUCUCCUGUGUCUGACAGAGAGGCAAGAAACAUUGACCUGGAGAAAGGGAUUCAAAUAGAUGGGGAAUUUCUAAAACUUGAGAAACCAGAGUUUUUAGUCAGGUUGUAUAACUCCUUUGUCCCAGUGUUUGGGUGUAAGCCUGCAGUUACUUGAAAAACAAAAGUUGUGUUCAUUCUACCCGGAAGUUAAAGGAACUAAGACUUUUACUUAUUUGUACUUAGAACUGCAACAAUUCUUCAGAGUUCAAAUUUGUGUGGGUAACUUGAUCUGCUUUUUCCUGUUGUUGUUAUGUAACUCUUCAGUACUUAAUAGUGAUUAAGAUCUAUGAAUUAUGUAUUCUGCUUAAAUGUACUUUUUAGUUUCACUACAAGUUCUGUACCUGUAAAGCUGACUCAGUGUUACAGUAAAAAUAAGACUUAUGUCUUAAGUCCAGAGAUUUAGGAACAUUGCAUUAUUUCACAUAUUAACACAGACCCAUCUGUAAACUACAUAAUUUGCCUUAUAAAAAGAGUAUUGGGCUUAUGUAUUUUUUUUGCAUUUUGUUUUCAUCAAUUAAUUCUAGCCUGGCCAUGAUACCUGAAGUGUGCUUAGAACUGUUCUGAGAUUGCAAGGUCAGGAAAUGUACAAAUACGGAGGUGACCAGAUGAUAAAAUAAUAGGUCAUAGCAGAUAUCAAAUGUUUUAACUUUAAAAGGAAGGAUGAGAUAUUUAUGUUUAUGCAUUUCAUCGUUUUUUGCCGUUUGUGAAAAUCAUUUGCCAGAAUGUGACGUGAUACAAAGAAAGCUCAUGUUUAUACUCCUAAAAAUACGAAGUCGUCUCUAUUUAUUUAAUAUUGUGUUAGUAAUCAAUAUUUUCUGUAGUGUGGACAAAGUUCAACAGUUGACAUGUAGUACAGUGAUACAAGAUUAAUUUUUUUAAAAUUGAAUCUUUUUGUUUAUUAGGUACAAUAAAUAAUUGUGUUUCAACUUGAUUCGAAAUAGGGUGUGGAAGAAAUAAUUUGUACAAAAAUUGUACCUGCAAGUUAAUGCAGGCUUUGUAAAAACAAUCCUUUGAACUCUCUUGUGUUUUGUGUGUAAAAAUGUCUAAAAACAAAAAUGAAAUGUAGGUAGAACUUGAUUAGUGUGUGUGUGUGGGUAGAGUGGUACUUCGUCUGAGUAAUGACAAAAUGUGUCCUACCAAAAAGCAACAUAGAGCUUAUGAAAUACCAUAAUGUGAAAUUAAAUGAAAAGUCUGUGA
Messenger RNA from Biomphalaria glabrata, 2501 nucleotides. RefSeq lists its product as uncharacterized. The coding region runs from base 34 to 1419 and encodes 461 amino acids. The record is from RefSeq and is a predicted model, not a curated record. The transcript is spliced from 12 exons. Lineage: Eukaryota; Metazoa; Mollusca; Gastropoda; Planorbidae. Gene Ontology annotation, molecular function: kinase activity.